AUGUCCAAACUCGUCGUCGUCGUAGGCAUCACCGGCAACCAGGGUGGCAGCGUAGCAGAUGCCUUCCUGUCAGAUUCCAGCUGGCGAAUCCGCGCCAUCACCCGUGAUCCAUCCAAGCCCUCAGCCAAAGAGUGGGCGUCAAGAGGUGUCGAGCUCGUUCAAGGUGACAUGGACGAUGUGGCCUCUCUCACCAAAGCCUUCACAGGCGCAACGGCCAUCUUCGCAAUGACCGACUACUGGUUCCCUCUUUCCGACCCCAAAGUCCGCGCUGAAGCCGAGCAAAAAGGCAUGCCUCCCAACCAGCUCUGCGCUGAACUCGAAACUCAACGUGCCAAGAACCUCGCUCGCGCCGCCGCAGCGCCAGAGGUGCAGAAAACCCUUGAACGCUACGUCUACAGCAGUCUGCCUCACUGCUCCCUGCUUUCGGGUGGGAAAUACACCAAGAUCUGGCACUUUGACAGUAAAGCCGUAGCCGAGAAGUGGAUCCGUGAGGACCCUGAGAUGCAAAAGGCUGGUCUGAGUGCGAAGGCUAGCUUUGUUCACGUGGGGCUGUACACAGAUAACUGGACGCGCUCGACUCUUGAGAUUUGCAAAGCCAAAGAAGGGGAUGGCUACUACCAUCUCGACAUCACUGAUGGCCGUGCCAAGCAGCCUUUUGUCUGGACACGCCGCGACACAGGCCCGUUGGUCAAGAAACUCGUCGAAGACCUCCAACCGGGUACUCGUCUCGUGGCUAUGAGCGAGUCGGCUACGUACCGCGAGUUCAUGGCGAAGUGGGCAAAGGUUGGCGGCAAGACGUUGGCGGGCGAUGGAGGUAUUAAGCAGUUAUCUGAAGAAGAGUACCGUGAUGCACUGCCAGGAGAUGAACAUAUCAAGGAGCAUCUCACACAGUGCUGGCAAUGGGCUAGGGACUUUGGAUAUAACGGUGGGGAUAAGGAUUCCGUUUUCCCGGAAGAUGUGGGUAUGGCGGAGACAAUGACGAGUUUGGAGGAUUACUUCAAGCAGGAGGAUUGGUCGACGUUUGAGGGCUAA
Alternaria atra is the source of this 1032-nucleotide messenger RNA. RefSeq lists its product as uncharacterized. The record is from RefSeq and is a predicted model, not a curated record. The coding region runs from base 1 to 1032 and encodes 343 amino acids. The transcript has a single exon. Lineage: Eukaryota; Fungi; Ascomycota; Dothideomycetes; Pleosporales; Pleosporaceae.